Messenger RNA from Sinocyclocheilus grahami, 663 nucleotides. RefSeq lists its product as uncharacterized. The record is from RefSeq and is a predicted model, not a curated record. The coding region runs from base 1 to 663 and encodes 220 amino acids. The transcript has a single exon. Lineage: Eukaryota; Metazoa; Chordata; Actinopteri; Cypriniformes; Cyprinidae.
AUGGAAGGAAUCAAGGUGAAAUUAACUGUUGAGCCGGAAUGCCAGCCAAAAUUCUUAAAGGCCCGGCCCCUGCCAUAUGCACUUAAACCCAAGGUAGAGGCGAGCUUAACUGAACUCGUGGAGAAUAGUGUGCUCGAACCAGUAAGCGUCAGCAAGUGGGCAACACCUAUUGUUCCAGUUCUAAAGAAAGAUGGAGGCUUAAGAAUUUGCGGGGGCUUUAAAGUUACUGUAAAUCCAGUGUUGUCUGCAGAACAAUACCCCUUACCUCACAUUAAUGACCUCUUUGCGGGACUGACUGGAGGGCAAAAAUUCAGUAAAAUCAAUCUCAACCAGGCAUAUCUGCAAAUGCAUGAUGAGGAACAAUCCAGAGAACUUCUCACUAUCAACACACACAAGGGCCUAUUUCGGGAUGAGCGUUUACCGUUCGGAAUUACUUCGGCUCCAUCCCUGUUUCAGCGAGCGAUGGACCAGAUUCUGGCAGGGCUUCCGGGAGUAGUGUGCUACUUAGAUGACAUUCUUGUGACCGGCACUGACGACGAGUCACACUUGCAGCAUCUGGAUGCUACCCUCAAGAGACUGAAAGAGUACGGAUUAAGAGUGCGGAAGGACAAAUGUGAAUUUUUCCAGUCUGCAGUCGAGUAUCUGGGCCAUGUCUCUCACUGA